Messenger RNA from Penicillium psychrosexuale, 2400 nucleotides. Its product is annotated as Zn(II)2Cys6 transcription factor. Gene Ontology annotation, cellular component: nucleus. The record is from RefSeq and is a predicted model, not a curated record. The transcript has 2 exons. The coding region runs from base 1 to 2400 and encodes 799 amino acids. Lineage: Eukaryota; Fungi; Ascomycota; Eurotiomycetes; Eurotiales; Aspergillaceae. Gene Ontology annotation, molecular function: RNA polymerase II cis-regulatory region sequence-specific DNA binding; DNA-binding transcription factor activity, RNA polymerase II-specific; zinc ion binding. Gene Ontology annotation, biological process: positive regulation of transcription from RNA polymerase II promoter by galactose; DNA-templated transcription.
AUGUACUCCACUUUCUCCGCCAACUUCGACACCACGAUCGACGCCUCCCGUGAGAAAUCAGCUACGCCUAUCACAGCUCCACGACCAAAGCGCAAUCAGGUUGCUCGGGCCUGUGACUGGUGUCGGCUCAAUCGUGUCAGAUGCGAUGACAAGCAGCCAUGUCACAACUGCCUGAAUCGAGGAGGUUCUUGCAGCAACACAAAGCCACAGGAGGCCACCUCGCUCCCAGCUGCAAAUCGAGAGUUGCAACGGCUACGAACUGAGGUCAAGGACCUUCAAGAUCAAAUCGCGAAACUCAAAGAUGGAGCGGAAAUCCAAGCACAGACGGGUUUCGCGACGCCCCCACUAUCGGAUGCUGCCCACACUUCGUUCGACUUUGCGGAGCUCAGCAAUACCACAGAAGGAUGGCAAGGUCUGCAGCAGACGGGACAGAUUCACUACGGGCCCUUGUCAUCCUCAUAUUUUGUCUCUCGAAUCACUCGCUAUCUCUCACAAGCCCUAAACCAGCCAUUGGAAGAUGCGAAGCUAGAGGCAUGCAUGGCCCGUUUCAAUUAUGUUGCCCCGACCCAUCAACCGUCUCGAUGGGAUGCAAGCCCCAACAGUCAGGCGGAUCAGCCUCCAGAUGGAAACGAGGAGGCCGAGGAUCUGACCCGGUCACAAGAGGAACACUUUCUCAAUCUGCUCUGGCAGUCUUUUCAUUGUGUCUAUCCUAUCCUCGAUGAACGCGAGUUUCAGCAACAUUAUGACUCACUAUGGUCUAAUUCCACAGAUGGAAUGUCUACCCGGAAGCCAUCCGCCUUGGUCGAUGUGCUAUUAGCGGUCUGUAUGCAGUACAGCAGCACAUUCUUUAUCAGUGGAGACAACCAGCAGUCAGAUUCGGAGUCUGGAUGGCAGACCAAAAACGCGAAUCUAGCCAGUCGGACUUACUACCAAAGGGCCCAGAAGCUUCUGCAGAGUGAGCUCGAAAAUCCAACCAUCAUGGUCGUGCAGAGUCACAUUUAUUCGAUUGUCUACUUGUACAACACCUCCCUGCUGAAUACGGCACACAUUAACCUGGGUGCCACGCUACGAAUCGCCCAUGCGCUGCGGCUGCAUAUCCGCCCGCUGGACGGGACCUCCCCCGAGCAGCAGGAGCUACAGCGCCGGAUUUGGUGGACACUCUAUCGGAUCGACAGCCAGCUCUCGAUGGCCCUGGGUCGGCCUCCACUCAUUCAGUUGUCCCAUGUCAGCUGCGGGCUACCGGGGGAUGAUCGAGAGCAUGCCCGGCUAUCUGGCACAGUCCUCCUCACGAAUAAUGAGGAUAUCAGCUGGCUCAGCUUCCAUGUCCAGUGCACAAAGCUCAUAUAUCUUGUUCAGGGUGUGCAGACAGCGUUACACCGGAAAUGUUCCCAGUUGCUGAGCGGGAAUAAGGUUAAGGAUCUAUAUGACGACCCGCGCCUCCUCGAGAGCUUGGCAGAGUUUCUCGGAGGGGAGAUGACAGCCAUUCAUAACUGGGUUCAAAACGUGCCGCAGUCCCUAUGUAAUGCUCGCAAGGGGGCGGGGGACCCAUUCUCCACCAAUCGGGACGCGUUGAAUCUGUCUCCGUAUAGCCCACUUUGGCUGCAAUGCCAACGCCUCCUGCUGGAGCUCCACUAUCACCAUCUUGUGAUCUCGACACUGCGUCCCUUCAUGCGAUACCCUCCCGUGAGCUCCUCCGUGACCCCACGGACCGACGGUUACAAUAUCUCCUGUCUGAACCACGCUAUGGCAAUUACCAGUAUCCUCAACCAAGUGCUAUCCGAGACAGAUCUCCUGCGCGGGUGGUCGCCCAUCUUCCAGUACCAGUGGGAUGCUAUCCUGUGUACCCUGGGAUUUGUGCUCGCCAAUCCCGUCUGUCCCCCAACCCCUUCUGCCCGCAAGUCAUUGCAGACGGCGAUUCGCACGCUGGACCUCGUGAGUGAUCACUUUUUGGCAGCCAAAAACGCGGCGCAGGUCGUCCGCCAAGUCAGUUGCCAGGCGGAUCGACUCAUCAAUAAUGUCCAACAAGGUCUAACUCGGCGACAAGUACCGCGUACGAGCCAGCCCUUGUCCACCAGGGCGCAGAAUCCCAGGCCGCCGUCGAAUCAGAACUCGUUCGUCGCACCCGGGCAACCGGGGGUCCGGUCCAACUCUCUAAAGCGGGCGCUGCCACCGACUACCCUGGAAAUGUCGUCCUACCAGCCAAUGCCCAACUUUGAAGCGCGCAUGCACCUAACGGAGAUGAUGCCGAUUGGUUCAUUACCCGAGCUAUCUCCUUCUUUGGGGACGACGGAGUCUCUCUCGAUGCCCUCGGCCACCUCUGCUGACAUGGUCACCGGUACUGAAGCCCAGUGGCUGCAUGCGAGUGCGAUGAUCAUGGAUUCCUGGACUACCAAUACAUGA